Messenger RNA from Nestor notabilis (Kea), 1039 nucleotides. RefSeq names its product thyroid hormone receptor alpha. Lineage: Eukaryota; Metazoa; Chordata; Aves; Psittaciformes; Psittacidae. The annotation marks the transcript as partial. The record is from RefSeq and is a predicted model, not a curated record. The transcript has 6 exons. Gene Ontology annotation, biological process: cell differentiation; retinoic acid receptor signaling pathway; negative regulation of transcription by RNA polymerase II. Gene Ontology annotation, molecular function: zinc ion binding; nuclear receptor activity; RNA polymerase II cis-regulatory region sequence-specific DNA binding.
GUGCCCCCCUCAGGGUACAUCCCUAGUUACCUGGACAAAGAUGAACAGUGCGUGGUGUGCGGGGACAAAGCCACCGGCUACCACUAUCGCUGCAUCACCUGUGAGGGCUGCAAGGGCUUUUUUCGUCGGACCAUCCAGAAGAACCUACACCCCACGUACUCCUGCAAGUACGAUGGCUGCUGCGUCAUCGACAAGAUCACCCGCAACCAGUGCCAGCUCUGCCGCUUCAAGAAGUGCAUCUCCGUGGGCAUGGCCAUGGACCUGGUGCUGGAUGAUUCAAAGCGGGUAGCGAAACGGAAGCUGAUCGAGGAGAACCGGGAGCGGCGGCGGAAGGAGGAGAUGAUCAAGUCACUGCAGCAUCGCCCCAACCCCAGCGCGGAGGAGUGGGAGCUCAUCCACGUGGUAACUGAGGCCCACCGCAGCACCAACGCCCAGGGCAGCCACUGGAAGCAGAAGCGGAAAUUCCUGCCCGAGGACAUCGGCCAGUCGCCCAUGGCCUCAAUGCCUGAUGGGGACAAAGUCGACCUGGAGGCGUUCAGCGAGUUUACAAAAAUCAUCACCCCGGCCAUCACCCGCGUGGUUGACUUUGCCAAAAAACUGCCCAUGUUUUCAGAGGUAACGGGGUACUGGGGGGGACGGGACAUGGGGUGCACCAAGUACCUCACCACCAUGCGGGCGGCCGUGCGCUAUGACCCUGAGAGCGAGACGCUGACGCUCAGUGGGGAAAUGGCCGUCAAGCGCGAGCAGCUCAAGAACGGUGGCCUCGGUGUCGUCUCCGAUGCCAUCUUCGACCUGGGCAAGUCCCUCUCUGCCUUCAACCUGGAUGACACCGAGGUGGCCCUGCUCCAGGCCGUGCUGCUCAUGUCCUCAGACCGGACAGGGCUGAUCUGCGUGGAGAAGAUUGAGAAGUGCCAGGAGACAUACCUGCUGGCCUUUGAGCACUACAUCAACUACCGCAAACACAACAUUCCCCACUUCUGGCCCAAGCUGCUGAUGAAGGUGACGGAUCUGCGGAUGAACGGCGCCCGCCAUGCCAGCC